Ostrea edulis (European flat oyster) is the source of this 4761-nucleotide messenger RNA. RefSeq lists its product as uncharacterized. NCBI's taxonomy places the organism in Eukaryota, Metazoa, Mollusca, Bivalvia, Ostreida, Ostreidae. The record is from RefSeq and is a predicted model, not a curated record. The transcript has 2 exons. Bases 75 to 4115 code for a protein of 1346 amino acids.
CGCGCUUAUAAAAUCUCCGUCAGUUAGCCGAUUCUAGUUUUUGCAGAAUGAACUAGGGCGCUGAUGAAGUCAACAUGAUGCUCUAUGGAAUAUCAAUUCUUUGUGCUCUGGGUUGCUUCGCCAGCAAUUCUGCAGGAUCGCUUGGAGCUCUUCCGGAACCACAGCCACGCUUUUCGGUACCUGGUAAUGGACGCCGGCUGGGAACUCAAGUGCCAUUUGAACCAAUCUACAUCCCUGUAGCAGAAACACCGGUAUCCCAGAGCAUAGAAUCGGCAAUUUCUCCUCUAUUGUCUCGAAAUGGUGGUGGCGGGAAUAGGGUCCAAAAUAUGUUGCAAAUUCAAAAUGCACCAAAUGUACCAUUUCCCGGAGGAUCCACUGGGACAUCUCCAAGAACACAACCCAGAGGUGCAGCACAACCAUCAAGGGUUCCAGUCAUUAACUUCAACGAUUUUAUGGCUUUAAUUCGACGAAGUGCUUUACGGCAAAGAGGGCCCUCGGCUCCCGGACAGGAUGUGACGUAUGUCAACCUUGGAUCUUUAAUUCCAAAUGCCCCAGAAGUUGCAAUACCCAGCAUUACUUUACCAGAGUCAUUAAGAGGAAGUUCUGGUACUGUUGUUUCCCACGCAACACGUGUUAUCAGUGGUGCACAAGCCCCUCUGGGUCCAGUUCAAGUACCAUCGUUAAGACAAGGUCGUUCCUCGAGUUUGUUAAGCAGUGCGCUUGCAAACAUCAAUCGGAUUCCUCAGGUUCCGCUUCACCCAAUAGCUGCUAUUCAUCGAGCUUUAUCCGGUGGUCGUAUCUCUCAUAUGGGCUCUGUACAGCAUACCUCUGUAACCUCACCUGGGUCUGGCUUAAUACAUUCGGGUUUAAACCCCAUUCAUCACGCAGUCAAUGCCUUACGUCAGGCAGCUGCCAACAACGGUCACCGCAUCGCAAACGCUAUCCACCAAUCUUUACCCAAUCCUGGUCGGGUAUCUGGUUUAAUUCAUCCCUCAUUAUUACGGUCACUGCCGAAUACAGCGUCAAUACCAAACGUUCCAUUCCAUCCAGCAUCAGUAUUAAACACAGCUGCAUUUCGAGGUAUAGGUUCAAUACCAAGAGUUCCAAUCUCUAGCGGCUUACACCGGAAUAAUAAUAAUAACAUCAAUAGAGGUGUGUCGUCUUCGUCCUUUGCAUCUGGAUUUGUUCAUCAUCAAAGAGGAUUUGUUCCUUCUGGAUCCUUUAACAUUGCUUCAGGAUCCUUAAACGUUGGAUCGACAUUUCCGCGUAAUAACCCUUUAAUGUCUAGGGCGUCUACUGCUCCUUUUCCUCUCAGGAGUAGCAUUCAUUCCAAUAUGAGACCAAGAAUGUCAUCUCCUUUAUCCAGUCGUAGAACAGACCUGCCUACGCCUUUAACAUCAACUUUCAGACCUAGAUCAAAUUUUCCAUUUACAGUUAAUAGAGUAAAUAUUCGCGUAAAUAGAAAUAACAUGAUUCCGCAAACGGUUAAUUUUGCUCAAAGGUCUGUACCCCGAGCACCUAGUGGACUGGAUAAUUUUGUACGUAGUACAAGCUUUGAUGACUUCCUCCACAGGCCUUCUUCUACCAGUGAUACUUUAGCUAGUAUCCGUGGAACCCGUAGAAUUGGGGACUUUGAUCCUAGAUCUACCAGUAGAAGCAACGAUGUUUUCCCGUCGUCCAGUUCACGUAGGUCCCCAGUAAGAUUUGAUGAUUUUGUAUCACGUCCUAGAUCCAGAGACCUACCUGUAGGACGCUCACCGGUAGACCAAUCAUCUUCUCCAAGCAUACCUAAUAACUUCCCAUCCAGAGCAACAUUCGAUGACGUCCGCCCUAGAUUUUCACACAGACGGAGGUUCUCAAACCAAGAUUUUAGAGAUCCAAGAGAUGGAUUUAGCAAUGCAACUCCUCGUUCAGGCCAUUUUGAAAAUAGGAGAAGAGAAACUUUCCCUCUUGACAAUAGAGGUGAAUCAAUAAGAAGGGAAGAUCGACGUUCUAGAGAAUUUAAUUUGCCGUCACCUCUUGAUGAACGUAUACAAGAAAAUUUCAUUAGGGAUAAUUUUGCCUUUCCAAGGCAGUUUGAUCCCAUUUCAAGAAAUCUAGAUCCAGUUCAAAGGGAUCAAAGACGAGGAAUUGUGAGACCUCGUGCCAUUAUUGUACCACCACCACCACCACCGCGCGUAGAUACUCGCGAUCAACGAAAUGAGGCUUUCUUUCCAUUCCAUGACGAUUCAACUCGAAGACUGUCAGACACUCAACCUACUGUACGUUCUUCUAUUUCUAUACCAACUGGUAACAUAAGACCUAUUGGUAUAGCUGUCCCUGCGCCAAGUACACUAUCACAAAGUCGAUUUCCUUUUAUUCCAUCAAGGGCUUUACAACCGCCCUCCCGUAACCAACCUAUUUUCCAAAAUCUCAUUCAGAGACCCAUUCGUCCAAUUGAAAAUCCUAUAAAUGACUUUAGUAGACCCAUCGGUAUUGCCAUUCCUCGAAACCGUCAAAGAGUUAGGCCAACUGGGUUUAGAUCUAAUACAGGCACUUUUAGAAGACGUUUUCCGUUAGACGACCCCAACUCUAAUAUAGAACAAAAUCGCUUUGAUGCUCGAGAAAAUAGAUUUGAUGCUCGAGAAAAUAGAUUUGAUCCUCGAGAAAAUAGAUUUGAUCCUCGAGAAAAUAGAUUUGAUCCUCGAGAGAAUAGAUUUGAUCCUCGAGAAAAUAGAUUUGGCCCCGAAGAUAGACUUGACCGCACAGAUGGCGAUUUUGGAGAACAGAGAUUCAGUCCGAAUAGAAGAUUUAGUGAUCCAAGAGAUGAUCGUUUUGAUGAUCCUCGAAACAAUAGACUUAGUCCUGCUGACAGAUUUGAUGAUCAAAGAGAUGAUAGUUUGAAUGAUCGAUUCAAUGAAAUGAAUAGGAGAUCAUUCACUCCUUUCUCUCAGCCACGUUUCCCAACUUCAAGGAGACCUGAUUCACAAUUUUCAAUAACUCCAGUUUCUCGAGAAUUGACACGUUUUCUUCAUCGAUCCCCAAGAAGGCGACCAAAAGGAAGCUUCUUGAUAUCCUUUCUUCUAAACAUCGAUGAUGUAUCGAAUACAGUAGAUGAUGCUGGUUUUGAUGUAAACAGGGGAGCACCGCCAGGAUUUCAGAAUAGAUUCAUUCCCAGAACUCCAUCAUCGCCAUUCACAGUCAGAGGACCAAUGGGUGAAGAUAUUAACCGAUUAGAGGAAACAGAUAUCUUUGAAAACCAGCGUAGGGGCGAUGUGGAUGAUUUUGAUGAACGAUUCAUGAGGAGUCCCCGACGUUCAUUUAAUGAACGAAGAAGAAACGAUCUUAAUGGUUUAGAGGGAAGACCAAGAAUACCAUUUAGUGGAAGAGAUUUUCCAUCUAGGGCAUCUUUAACACCACCGAUGGCACUUUCACCUGCAUCUCGUGUAUCAAUGCCCCAAAUGGAUCCCCCUAUUGACCGCCGUCCGAUGCCGCGAGCUGAUCAGUUGAUGGAUAUCAGACCACUAACAAGGCCUCAACUAAUAAGGCCAAUUACACCUAGUCCAAGGCCUUUUGGAGUCGCUAUUCCAGAUCCCAACCUUCCUAGAAACCAGCCCUUUUUGAGUGCUGCCAUCGAAGGUCAGUUCGAUGGUCCUGCAUCUGAUAUAGACUUUAACGCCGCAUUCAAUCAAAGGCGACCCAGUUUAACAUCUGAACCUGUCAUUCCAGGAUCUAUGGGGCGGUUGAACUUGCCAGUUGGAUCCCGAGCAACUUCCAGAUCAGUAGCACCAGACAACCGACGCUUAGCACCUUCAAAUAUCCCAGUUCUUGGGAAUACUGCUGGUUUACACAGACGACCUCAUUUUACACCAAGACAACUAACCCAUGCCGUCCCAAGGUUCCCCGAUGCCCCCAAUCCGAGCAGUCUGAAUAUUAGACAAGCACCCCGUUUUGAUAGAAAUCUUCCUAGAAAUGUACCUGGGGUCCCUAACACAGUUCUCCAAGGUCCACGUAAUUUACACCAAAGAGGAUUCUUUUUUGGAGAUAAUGAGAAUGCAGUGAGACGUGUUGAUCCGUCAGUGUAUAAUCCAAGGCAUUUGUAUGUUUCCAAAAUGGCGUACGGAAAAUAUCAGUGAUAGAACCUCAUUCUCAAAAUCAAGUUUCUUUUUUUAUUUAAAGGGGCAUGGACACGGUUUGAGUUGAAAUUUUUUCAAAUUUUAAUUUUCCAUUUUUAUUGUUUACAAAAAAUGUUUACAAUGCUUCACUAGAGUAUUUCUAAUAAUCAACCAAACUUUGAAUAUAAGUUGUUGAGUUACAAGUGAGAUGCAGCAUUCACAAUGCUUUGUUAUGUCAACAAGGCUCGUGUCAUAUUUUUGUUUACAUAUAGAUUGCUUAAUAGAAAACAGCAUGUUUAAAACAAAAUGAGAUGUGCCAAGCACUAAAAACUAUUUAAUUGUGUUCAGAAUUAACUUUAGAAUUGAAAAAAUCUGCUUUAAACGAAACUGUUUACUUGUAUAUUUAACCUAUCUAAACAAAAACAUGGCACGGGUCCUGUUUAAACAACAAAGAAUUGUGAGCUCUGUAACUCCCACGUACCUCGACGACCGACAUUCAAAUUUUUGCUGACCAUUACAAAUACCUUAGUAAAGCAUUCUAAACAUUAAAAAUUGAAAAAUAAAAUGGGAAAAUUUUUCAGCUCAAAUCGUGUCCAUGUUCCUUUAAAAGUGUUUUAAAUCUGAUGUCAGAAAGGUGCUGGUUAAAUAAAAUAUUCAAUGUGAUGUU